Messenger RNA from Medioppia subpectinata, 1023 nucleotides. The record is from the annotation of a GenBank genome assembly. NCBI's taxonomy places the organism in Eukaryota, Metazoa, Arthropoda, Arachnida, Sarcoptiformes, Oppiidae.
AUGCUGAUAAAGCUAGCUAUAGUAACUGUAUUUGGUAUAUUGGGCACCGAUGCCUUUUUAUUCUGGUCGCCUCGAGCCCAACAAUUUAACACCAAGUUCAAUCUGUACACCCGGCGUAACCCAGCAGCUGAGCAAACUAGCGUUCAGCCCAGGGAUGACACCGAUGAACUGACCAAUUUCAAUAAUACCCUGAUCACUAAGUUGUAUGUCCACGGCUACGGUGUGGCGCCGGCUAAUAGCCUGUCGUCGGACAGCAUGAAGAAUGAGUGGUUAAAUGCCGGCGACUAUAAUGUGUUUAUUGUUGACUGGAGUGAAGGCAAUCAUGCAUUGUCUUACGAGCAGAGUAAGUCCGGCUUAGAUUUGGACAAGGUACAUAUUGUUGGACAUUCAUUGGGCGCACAUAUCUCUGGUCUGACCGGUAAAGCUUUCAAUGGACAAAUUGGUCGCAUAACUGGUCUCGACCCAGCUGGACCUGGCUUUAAUGGCAAACCUACGAGUGAUAAACUUAGUCCAUCAGAUGCUCAAUUCGUGGAUGCGAUACACACCGAUGCCGUCCCGUUGAUAGGGUUGGGUAUAAAUGAAAACUCCGGGCACAUUGACUUUUACCCAAAUGGUGGUAAUUUACACCAACCUGGCUGUUUUAUAAAUCGAGUCACCGAGGUGGUAGAUAACGGUCUAUUCACUGCUGUUGCCUGCAAUCACUUCCGCUCAGUUGAUCUGUUUGUGGCGAGUAUUAACCCAAACAACCCGAAAGGUGUGGCCACUCAGUGCCCGAACUUUGUGUCAUAUCUGGCCGGUGGGUGUAAUGUUGACACAAUGGAUAACAAUGUGUCACAUGCUAUAUUGGGUGAACAGGCUGUACUAUCUAAACCUUAUGAAAAGAGCACCAUUGGUCAUAAAUACUACCUGACCACUACUCUGUCGUACCCGUUUUUUCGUGGUUAAUUCCAAAUGAAUAUAAUAAAAUCUACAAUUUCUAUAAAGAAUUAAAUAUAUUAUAAUGAUUAAAAUAAAAUAAAUAUU